AUGAAGCCUUUAAACUCCCGAAUCUCCCAAGAUGGUUAUCACUGGAUCUCAAAAGCAAUCGACACUUUGGAUCCCGAAGUAGACUACGAGAAUAUAUGGCGUCUGACAUCAAGCUAUCAGCUUUCAGACUUCGCCAAUAACUUGGUCUACACCCUCACUUUCCCCAACUUUGUCAUCCCUAUGCAUGGAGCAGAAGUGGUAUGGCGCUCUGACGGCGGCAAAGUCGUCCAUAAAGCCGUCGACCGAGUCGAAAAGACGGAGCACUACAACAUGGCAUGGUGGUACUACGGUCCUAGUGACCAACGUUGCCGCAACGCUGUUGAGAGAAUCAAUCAGCUACACGCUGGCCUCGCAGGGCAGUAUCCUGGAAGGUUUUCUCACAACGAGGACUACGUCUACACACUCACCUUCAGCGCCGUGUUGAUGCAUCGUCUGAGGAUACGGCUCGGCUUCUCUGGCUUCACAGAAAAGCAAAAGAUUGCUGCUCACCACUUCUGGCGGGAUAUGGGUCCUCUAUUCCAGGUCGAAGGCAAAGGCACUGUGAAGGACUACCCAGCAGACUUUGAUGGGUGUAUCGCUUUCUGCGAGGCGUACGAGCAUUCUCCCCGAGAGUAUAACGAGAAAGCUCGAUAUAUCGGUCUCUCUAUCUUCAACCUCUUUGCCUAUCGAUACUUUCCCCCUGGCCUGCGAUGGUUCGGCAUGGCGUUUCCCCGGACGCUGUCUCUGCCAACGACGCUGAGCGCAUUCCGUAUCGAGCCGGCCAACCCCGUGCUAGCAGCCAUCAUCAUCUUCAUCGUCAGAAUGGUGUUCCUCGUCACGGAUGUUUUGUUACCCGAUCCCAAAAUUCCAUUCUUCGAAAGGUUGGAGACGCUUCCGGAGAUGGAGGCACGAAAGCGAAAAGAGGAGACUAGGGCCUUGGACAAGUCCUUUGAGCAGUUCAUCAUGUCUCAAUUGAGCGGCCCUAGCUGUCCGUUUAGCGCAAAAUUGCAAUAG
Molecule: messenger RNA, 993 nt
Organism: Colletotrichum godetiae
Lineage: Eukaryota; Fungi; Ascomycota; Sordariomycetes; Glomerellales; Glomerellaceae
Exons: 1
Coding region: 1-993 (330 amino acids)
Source: RefSeq, a predicted model, not a curated record